AUGGGAGUGUAUGAGGAGCGCGCCCCUCCUACCACCGGCAUGCACUGGCAGCCGGCCAGCUCGCAGGAGCGUGGCAGCGGCUUGGCUGCGGGGCGUCAAGGGGGGCCCGGCAGCGCGGGGGGGCCCGGAGCAGUGGACCAGGCGAGGGACCUUAGUCCCUGCCUCCCCGCGUCGAUGGGCGACGCUGCACGACCCACCACCUUACCGUGCAGUCCUCCUGCCGCCCACCAUCACGGGCCCCAUCAUACGCCCCUGCAUCAGACCCACUGUGGCACGAACAACAACUGCUACGACGGACCCACCACCCCCUACGACUCUAGGGACUACGAUUCUCCUGGAGGUGGACAGGAGUACAGGAACAACAACAGCAACUUCGAGAACCCAAGCGACCUGAGCAUGCCACCCCAAACGACCCACCACCAUCACCACCACCACCACCACCAUCACCACCACUCCCAUCUGCAUCCCCAGGGUCAUUCGCAAGAACAGCAGACCUCGGAGCAUUUGCACGCUAUCCCGAAGCUGGAGCCACCACCCACCCCGCCGGCGCAGUCCGAGGACGUUCCGGGGGUGGUUUGCGCCGGAUGUGGCCUCCGGAUAUCCGACAGGUUCUACCUGCAAGCAGUGGACAGGAGGUGGCACGCUGCCUGUCUUCAGUGCUCCCAUUGCCGUCAAGGACUGGACGGCGAAGUCACCUGUUUCAGCCGGGACGGAAACAUUUACUGCAAGAAGGACUACUAUCGGAUGUUCGGCAGCAUGAAACGUUGCGCCCGGUGUCAGGCGGCGAUCCUAGCCUCCGAGUUGGUGAUGCGCGCCAGGGACCUAGUUUUCCACGUUCGUUGUUUUUCCUGCGCAGCCUGCGCUGUCCCCCUGACCAAGGGCGAUCAUUUUGGGAUGCGUGACGGCGCGGUGCUCUGUCGGCUCCACUACGAAAUGGGCGCGGAAAUGCAUCCUUCUCAGAGCCCACCGGUUCCGGUUUACCCUCCUGGUCCUCAUUACCCCGGUCAACCCUUUCCCUCUCCGGAAUUCCUUCACCAUCACCACCAUCAUCCGUCCCAUCCGCCGCAUCCUCAUCACUCGAUGCAUCCUCAGCAUCCCCACAGUCACGUCAGUCCCGUACCGCUUCAACCCUCGACGCCAUCCGUGCCUGACGUCGGCUCGCCACCUAAAGUGCCGUACUUCAACGGCGCCGCGGUCGUACCGCCACCUAGACAGAAGGGCAGGCCGAGGAAGAGGAAGCCCAAGGAUCUUGAGGCCAUGACUGCUAAUAUAGAUUUAAACGCGGACUACAUAGAUAUGCCCUUCGGCCGAGGGGGACCCGCGACUCCCGGUAUGCCUGGUUCCAACAGCAGAACAAAACGAAUGAGAACGAGUUUCAAGCAUCACCAGUUAAGGACGAUGAAGAGUUACUUCGCGAUCAAUCACAAUCCGGACGCGAAGGAUCUCAAGCAACUUUCCCAGAAAACUGGCUUGCCAAAAAGGGUGCUGCAGGUCUGGUUCCAGAACGCGCGCGCAAAAUGGCGGCGCAUGGUGCUGAAGCAGGAGGGCAAGUCGGACAAGUGCGACAGCGGCGUGGACGGUGGUUCCCUCGGCGACCUCGAGCUCUAUGGGAACAGCACCGGAAGCGGUGGUCCACCGAUGAGCCCGCCGUUCAUGCUCGGCGGGCCACACAGUCCCGCGUCCUUGGCGUCCCUGGACUGCGCGUGA
This is a messenger RNA of Dufourea novaeangliae, 1707 nucleotides long. RefSeq names its product protein apterous-like. NCBI's taxonomy places the organism in Eukaryota, Metazoa, Arthropoda, Insecta, Hymenoptera, Halictidae. Gene Ontology annotation, cellular component: nucleus. The transcript has 6 exons. Gene Ontology annotation, biological process: neuron differentiation; regulation of transcription by RNA polymerase II. Bases 1 to 1707 code for a protein of 568 amino acids. Gene Ontology annotation, molecular function: DNA-binding transcription factor activity, RNA polymerase II-specific; RNA polymerase II transcription regulatory region sequence-specific DNA binding. The record is from RefSeq and is a predicted model, not a curated record.